Colletotrichum navitas is the source of this 1302-nucleotide messenger RNA. RefSeq names its product RAVE subunit 2/Rogdi. The coding region runs from base 190 to 1176 and encodes 328 amino acids. NCBI's taxonomy places the organism in Eukaryota, Fungi, Ascomycota, Sordariomycetes, Glomerellales, Glomerellaceae. The record is from RefSeq and is a predicted model, not a curated record. The transcript has 3 exons. Gene Ontology annotation, cellular component: RAVE complex.
ACCACCACCCCUGGUCCUCGAAGUCUCCCGCGAUGACGAGAUGCACGACCCGAGCUUCAAACUAUCGUCCGUCAUGAGUUGAUCAUUCCACCACUGAACGCCCUGUUGCGGCUGCCUGCAACACCAAACACCACCACCGCGACAACCCCCUCGACAAGCUCCGGGCGCUGAGGAGAAGAAAAAGACAACAUGUCAAUAGCAAUCUGGCCUCGCCUGUCCCCAGAGGACCUGCUUCAAAAGAAGCAGGAAUCGCUCAGACGCGAGCUUGAAUGGAUCGUCACGGAGACCCACGCCGUCCUCAAGGACGUCCGCUACGGCCUGCAAGAAUGCUACGCCCUCCUGGCCCCCAUCGACCCGGGCAGCACCCUCGUCAUGAGCACGCAGCGUAACGAGCGCGUAAAGGGGACGGUGACGCGGGUCGGAACGCGGAUAGUCAAAGGGACAAUCCACCUCCAGCUCCGAACCCUCCCGACGCAGACGCUUACCCUCGACCCCUCGCACCCAAUUCACAUCGCCGCGCUAGAGACUAUUCACACCCAUCUCACCGAGUGCCUCGACCUCCUCUCCCUCACAGACACCCCGUCCCCCUCCACGAACCCCACGCAGCUCGCCGCCCAGCUCCGCAUCAUCGCCGCCUCCCUCGCCGAGUCCUCCUCCCUCCUCAAGGGCCCGCCCCCCAACCAGUCCGACCCCCGCUGGCAGACCGACUCGUGCCCGCCCGUCCAUUUCGCCCCGCUCCUGGGCCCCAGCAUCAGCUUCCACCUUGGCCUGCAGGAAUCGAGCUUGGUCCUCUGGCUGCGCGCCCUCGAACCCGUUGAUACGCCGGUGCACUUUGGUACCAAGCUCGGUCUGGCGCUGGGCACCGUCCGCCGACUCGAGCACGACGAGAUGGAUCGCCCGUUCCGCUUCACGUAUAGCACCGUGACGGACGGUGGGCUGAAGCACAAGCACGGCACCGGGCACCCGCGGAGCAGCGAGAACACCCCCAGCGGGCUGGGUACCCCGUCCAGCAACGGCGAGGCCAACGAGGUUUACGUGCGGGAAAAGGUCCGCGUCGAAAGCUUGCCGGACCCCAACCUGAUGUCGCUAUCCGCGAAGCUGGUUGCUUUGGGCCAUACACUGGCCAGUGCAAGGAGGAACCUGGCAGCGGUCAUGGGCGAGGAGUUUGACGAAUGAGGCAAGAGUCCUUCGUGGUCUGUAGUUGACAUUGGAUACCCCCCCGGGAGUUUGGCAGGGAAAUAGAAUCAUUGCGCCUUGGCCAAGGCUAUUGUUUUUUCAAAUUCCUAUGUCCUGGUUCUUUGA